CGUCUGGCUCAAGAUGCUUUCAAGAUUACUACUCCACGGACAGUAGUACAAGACAGUACCUUGCUCAAUGUGGCCUUGGAGCUGGGUUUACAGGUGAUGCGAAUGACCUUAUCACCCUUAAACUGGAGGCGCCGGGAGAUGGUGCGAUGGUUGGUGACCUGUGCUACAGAAGUGGGUGUGCGGGCCCUGGUGAGCAUCUUGCAGAGCUGGUACACACUCUUCACCCCCACCGAGGCUACUAGUAUUGUAGCUGCCACAGCUGUAUCCCACACCACUAUCCUGCGCCUCAGUCUUGACUACCCCCAGCGGGAGGAACUGGCUAGCUGCGCUCGCACACUGGCCCUACAAUGUGCUAUGAAGGAUCCACAGAGCUGUGCCUUGUCAGCCCUUACACUCUGUGAGAAAGACCACAUUGCCUUUGAGGCAGCCUACCAGAUUGCUAUUGAUGCUGCUGCUGGUGGCAUGACCCAUUCACAGCUAUUCACCAUUGCCCGCUACAUGGAGCUCCGUGGCUACCCGCUACGUGCCUUCAAGCUGGCCUCACUGGCCAUGAGCCAUCACCUGGCUAACAACCAGGACACCCACCCAGCCAUCAAUGAUGUGCUCUGGGCUUGUGCCCUCAGCCACUCUGGGAAAGAAAGCUUAGCAGCCCUCAUCCCCCUGGUGGUGAAGAGUGUGCACUGUGCCACAGUGCUUUCAGAUAUACUGCGGCGCUGCACAGUGACUGCACCUGGCCUGGGUAUUCCAGGCCGCCGCAGUUCCGGAAAGCUCAUGUCAACUGACAAAGCUCCACUGCGCCAGCUGUUGGAUGCCACCAUCAAUGCCUAUAUCACACUAACACACUCACGCCUGACACACAUCAGCCCCCGCCACUACGGAGAGUUCAUCGAGUUCCUGAGCAAGGCUCGGGAAACCUUACUGCCGCAGGAUGGCCACUUGCAAUUUGCCCAGUUCAUUGACAACCUCAAACAGAUUUACAAAGGCAAGAAGAAAUUGAUGCUGCUUGUUCGGGAGCGUUUUGGCUGAGAAAUCAGACAGCUCACUGUCGGGGCAGCCUGGGCUCUCAGGUACCAUCAAGUCAGGCCAAGGACACUGAAACAUUUGUCUUCCCUGAGAGGACUCUGACCACCUGUGGUGAGGCCAAAGGACCACAAGAGCUAAGGAUUAGGGAGAGUCCAAUUCAGACAAUAUGCCUGCCUUGGCAAGCUUCUCUAUAGCCCACUGUUUCUGAAGGAGCGAGGCCCUGCAGAUACAUCAGAAACUCCACAAAACGGCACCUCACGCCCCUAUAUCCUGCGUGUUCUGGGCAUUGACCCCUCUCCCUUGGCAAAUACAGAACACUGUUCCGUCUCAGGGAUUGCUUAACCAGAGAAACAGAAGCAUUUAUGAUACUGUAAAUACUAUAGUAUAUGUGUUGCCAAUUAUUGUAAAGUUGUAACUAUUUAUAAUUCUGGUUCUGAUUUAA
This is a messenger RNA of Castor canadensis (American beaver), 1465 nucleotides long. The record is from RefSeq and is a predicted model, not a curated record. NCBI's taxonomy places the organism in Eukaryota, Metazoa, Chordata, Mammalia, Rodentia, Castoridae.